Spodoptera littoralis (African cotton leafworm) is the source of this 474-nucleotide messenger RNA. The record is from the annotation of a GenBank genome assembly. Lineage: Eukaryota; Metazoa; Arthropoda; Insecta; Lepidoptera; Noctuidae.
AUGCCGCCCACAUUUGGUAUUUGCGCUGGCUGUAAUAAAUCUAUAAAAACCAAAGAGUGGCUUAAAUGCGGAGUAUGUGCCCGGAAACAUGACUUGGAGUGCGCUAAUAUUCCACACAUGAAAUUUUGCCAGAUGGAUAAUGAUAGCAAGGCUGCUUGGAGAUGCCCUGAAUGUCGUUGUAAACAGCCAAAGAGUGACAACACGAAUACACCUAUUCGCGCAGCUGGAAAUUCACUCGCCGUGUCUCUCGACUCGUCCGAUGUUUGCAAUGUUACACUGCGUAGACCUGCCAACUCGACACCAGGUGAAAGAAACACUAGUAGUGACUUUAUAACGGAAGAUAAAUUGCGCACAAUCCUAAAGCAUGAGAUUAGAGUCGCAGUCAAGACAACAAUCGAGGGUAUAAUAUCGGAUCGGUUGAAGACUAUUGACGAACAGAUGUCCGGCUUUCAGGAACCUGUGUCUUUUUUUUAA